Messenger RNA from Manis javanica (Malayan pangolin), 1070 nucleotides. RefSeq names its product 6-phosphogluconolactonase (gene PGLS). Gene Ontology annotation, molecular function: 6-phosphogluconolactonase activity. Gene Ontology annotation, biological process: carbohydrate metabolic process; pentose-phosphate shunt. The record is from RefSeq and is a predicted model, not a curated record. NCBI's taxonomy places the organism in Eukaryota, Metazoa, Chordata, Mammalia, Pholidota, Manidae.
GGGCUUGCCUUCACGCAGGCGCGCUGGCGGCCACAGAAGUGCUUCCGCUUCCCUGCCGUCGGCAUGGCCGCGUCGGCCCCGUGCCUCAUCUCGGUCUUCUCGAGCCCGCAGGAGCUGGGCGCGUCUUUAGCGCAGCUGGUGGCGCAGCGGGCAGCGUGCUGCUUGGCGGGGGCCCGCGCCCGCUUCGCGCUCGGCCUGUCGGGCGGCAGCCUUGUCUCGAUGCUGGCCCGCGACCUGCCUGCCGCCGCCGCCCCCGCCGGGCCCGCCAGCCUCGCGCGCUGGACCGUGGGCUUCUGCGACGAGCGCCUCGUUCCCUUCGAGCACGCCGAGAGCACGUACGGCCUCUAUCGGACCCACCUGCUCUCCAGGCUACCCAUCCCUGAUAGCCAGGUGAUCACCAUUAACCCCCAGCUGCCUGUGGAGGAGGCGGCGGAGGACUACGCCAAGAAGCUGAGGCAGGCCUUCCAGGGGGACUCCAUCCCGGUUUUUGACCUGCUGAUCCUCGGGGUGGGCCCUGAUGGCCAUACCUGCUCACUCUUCCCAAACCACCCCCUCCUGCAGGAGCGGGAGAAAAUUGUGGCCCCCAUCAGUGACUCCCCGAAGCCACCACCGCACCGAGUGACCCUCACACUUCCUGUGCUGAAUGCGGCCCGAACUGUCAUCUUUGUGGCCACUGGAGAAAGCAAGGCAGCUGUUCUGAAGCGCAUUCUGGAGGACAAGGAGGAAAACCCGCUCCCCGCCACCCUGGUCCAGCCCCACACUGGGAAACUGUGCUGGUUCCUGGACGAGGCGGCAGCCCGACUCCUGACUGUGCCCUUCGAGAAGCACUCCACUUUGUAGCCCACCCUGAGGGACGCUGCCGCUGAGACCAUGCAGCCGGGACAGCCUGAGCAGGCAGGACCUUCUGGGGCUAGCCCCACUGCCACCGCCCUCCAGGCUUCGUUUUAGAAAAGCCACAUGGUGCCCCUGUAAGCCGACAGGUUCCGGCCACCAGCCCUGCCCAGGGGGCUCAGCCUGCAGGCCGUAGCUCUGGGCAGCCCAGAUAUUAAAAGCAACCUUUGCUCAAAGUC